GCUAAAAUAGCAAAAGCGAAAUUAGUUCGUUUCGUCAGAGGUUUCGUUCGCUCACUCGUUCGCCGCGUUGCUUUGUAACCAUUGUCGUUGUCGUUGUCGUUGUCGUUCUUUGAUAGAAGUAGCAAAGGAAGAAGAAGAGUUGUGUGGAAGAAGAAAAAGGCAGGAGCAAGCAAGCAAAGGAGAAUCUUCUUUCUUUUGUGUGUGUUGUGUGUGAAUUUCAAUACAAAAAAUUUUCACUGGCUCAAGCUAAAAAAGAAUUGCGGUUCAGUGAUAUAAAAAUUGUUAAAAAAAUGCGGAAAAAACCAACGCAAAUGCGGUUGUUAAAUGUGAGCGGGCCGCGUGUGUGAUUCCCAUCAUUUUAUUGGUGAAAAGAAAAAUAUUUUUUGUGGCCAUUUGCAAGUGUGGUGUCCGUCGUCCCGCAAAACGCCGCCCGCGCCUAGUGUCUGUGUGUAUGCACGCGUGUGUUUGUGCCGUAGCCGUUGGAGCGUCGUCGUCGUCAUAGUCGCCGCCUUUAAAAAUUUGAACGGGCGGACGGACUAUUUGUAGUUUUGGUCUUCUCUUGGAGAUCUUGUCUGUUUGUGUUUAAUAACUUUAUAGAAUUGACAGCGUCGGCAAUCCACAAGCAAGAAAAAUUUAUAAAAUCAUCGAAAGAACGACUGUGGCCGCUGAACUUUUGAGCGCCAAGCGCCAAUUGGGCAUGCUAAAGCAGCACAAGGUUUAAACGAUACGAAGUCGAUGCACCGCUGAAUGAACGACGCCAAUGACGCGGGCCAAUACCCAGCCUGCAGAGACCGCGACAACGAACCAAGUGGCCUCUGGCCGGGAAAACAAAAGCCAGUUCCAAGUGAAAAUUACCCAUGGUUCUUGAGUAUACCAACAAAUCAUUCAGUUCAUGUUGGUGUUGGAAUCUCAACAAGUUGUAGGAAAUUACAACAAUAAGCAUAAAUGUAAUACAGUUGACUACAUUUGACAUAAAGUACUACAAUAAAGCUGUAAAAAAAGUUAAAAAAUAAUUUAAAAAUAAAAACUGGAGUGUUCAAAUGCUCGUAAAAAAGUAGCAAAGGAAACAGGAUUAGUUGUAUGUGUCUCCACCAGUGUAAAAAUUAAGUCUAAAAUCCUUAAUGUUUAAAUGCUUACUCUGAAGUUUGCAUAAAAUAAAAAGAAAGAGAAUACAAAAACAAAACAAAAUCAACAGAAAAUCUGUGAAAAUGUCACCGUUAUUUUUGAAUGUUAAAAUGCGACAAAGUACUUUACGGCAUAGCAAGCAAACUGCAUUUCCACACCACUGUGCAGUGGUAUGCAAGUGAAACAACGAAGAAGUGGAAAAUUAAGAGCGAAUACGCCAAAAACCGCAAGAAAAUAAAAAAAGCGAAUUCCAAAUUGUAAAGAUUCAAUACAAUAGAUUUAAUAAAAUAAAAUAAAAAAAUAAAUAAUAAAAAGUGUUAGCUUACAACCACCAACAGUGUGUUAGAGCCUAUUAAAGUGCAAACAAAAAGAUUAAAAUUUUGCCCGCAGCAAAGUCAACGUGUCAGUGUUUUUGUUGUUGUCAAACUGAUCAUACCCCCACACUCUACCCUCUCCCUGUGUGCACAUUCGUGUAUGUGUGCCAGUAAAUUUAUUGAAUUUCUUUUGUAAGCAGCUGUUGUAAAGAAAAUUACAUAUAUGUAUAGAAUAGAGGAUACCAGCGGUGCCGCAAUGGAUAAAACUAAGCAGAAAUUAUCCGCAGUUUAUGUAUCCAGUGCGGCAGUUGGAGUCGAGUCGGGACGUCAACGUCAUGCGCCGCUCUACGGACGAUUUGUGGUCGAAGAAGAGCUUCCUGCAACACAUCGAGAUGUCAUGCAUCACCGAUCUAGUCCGACGUCAUCGUCUGAGGUGCGUGCCAUGCAGGCACGAAUUCCAACACAUUUUCGUGAUCCAGCCACGGCGCCGUUGCGAAAAUUAAGUGUGGAUUUAAUUAAGACCUACAAGCAUAUAAAUGAGGUUUACUAUGCGAAAAAGAAGCGACGCGCCCAACAGACUCAAGGCGAGGAUGAUUCGUCGAAUAAAAAGGAGCGCAAGUUAUAUAACGACGGUUACGAUGACGAUAAUCACGAUUAUAUAAUUAAGAAUGGCGAAAAGUUCUUGGAUCGUUAUGAAAUUGAUUCCCUUAUUGGUAAAGGCAGUUUUGGACAAGUGGUCAAGGCGUACGAUCAUGAAGAACAAUGUCAUGUAGCGAUAAAGAUAAUUAAAAAUAAGAAACCGUUCCUAAAUCAGGCACAAAUCGAAGUGAAAUUGCUGGAAAUGAUGAAUCGUGCAGAUGCCGAGAACAAAUAUUAUAUUGUUAAAUUAAAACGGCAUUUCAUGUGGCGCAAUCAUUUAUGCUUAGUUUUCGAGUUGCUCUCCUACAACUUGUACGAUCUACUGCGGAAUACGAAUUUUCGUGGUGUUUCAUUGAAUCUAACGCGUAAAUUUGCCCAACAGCUUUGCACUGCACUACUCUUUUUGAGUACACCAGAACUGAAUAUAAUCCACUGUGAUCUAAAGCCCGAGAAUAUAUUACUUUGUAAUCCGAAGCGUUCCGCAAUUAAGAUUGUCGAUUUCGGCAGCUCAUGUCAACUGGGGCAAAGGAUAUAUCAAUACAUUCAAUCACGUUUCUAUCGUUCGCCGGAAGUGCUACUCGGCAUCCCCUACGAUUUGGCGAUCGAUAUGUGGUCGCUCGGCUGCAUUCUAGUUGAGAUGCAUACCGGCGAGCCGCUCUUCUCCGGCUGUAACGAGGUCGAUCAAAUGAACAAAAUUGUCGAGGUACUCGGCAUGCCGCCGAAAUAUCUGCUCGAUCAGGCGCACAAGACACGCAAAUUCUUCGACAAAAUCGUCUCGGACGGUUCGUAUGUGUUGAAGAAGAGUCAAAAUGGACGUAAAUACAAACCGCCGGGUUCACGUAAACUACACGACAUCCUCGGCGUUGAGACAGGCGGGCCAGGUGGACGACGUUUGGAUGAGCCGGGGCAUUCAGUGGCGGAUUACUUGAAAUUCAAAGACUUAAUAUUACGAAUGUUGGAUUUCGAUCCGAAGACACGUGUCACACCAUACUAUGCCUUGCAACAUAAUUUCUUCAAACGUACAACCGAUGAGGGUACGAAUACGGCAGCGAGCAUAGCAAUAUCAUCACCGUCGGUCAGUUCGACGUCGUCGUCUGUGGCGAUGGUAGUGGGUAAUCAACAGCAACAGCAACAACAGAGUCAACAGCAACAGGCACAACAACAGCAACAGCUGGUGUCAGCCGGUGCGUUGCAACAUCCAGAGCCACAAUCGCACGGCAUGCUUCUGCAUCUCGGCUCUCACUCCUCCUCCUCGAACUUGGUGUCGUCAAAUUCUUUGACGCACAGCAGCAACAACAGCAACAACAAUAACGGCAGCCAGCAGCAGCCCAACAGCCUCGGCAGUUUGAGCAGCAGCAGCAGUAUAACGGGUCUUCACCAUCCAAAUAGCUUGUUGCAUACACGUAGCGGUAUGCGUAACACCGCCGCACUGCCCUCUUCAUAUUCCGUACCCAAGUCCGUGUAUAAGACCCAACAGCAGCAAACGCAGGCGGCUGCUCUGUUGGCAGCGCAACAAGGCCUUCAAGCGCUACUCUCGCCCUCCUCGUCGAGUCACAACAGCAUUGGUAGUGGCAGUGGCGUUGGUGGUAGUAGUGUUAGUAGCAACAAUAACAAUAACAACAGCUAUCCGCAUGCCAUGGACUGUGAUCCACCGCAAAUGCCGCCACCGUCACGUUUUAUCGGCACAAGUGGCAUUUCUCUGUCCAAUUCUGCCUCAGCGUCGUCGUCCUCGAAUAGCAGUAACAGCGCCGGUAGCGGCGGUGGCGGUAGUGGUGGUGGUGGUCGCAUGCGUUCCGCUCAUCAUACAUUUAUCGCACCGCCUCAAAAACCACCGCAUAUCCAACAAACACAGCAACAACAGCAACACCUCGCUACCGCACAACAGCAGCCACCUCCGCAACAUAACAGCUAUGCACCGAACUCACUGCCCGUGGAAUUGGUGCAUCAUCCGUUGUCGGCAGCUGCCUCCCAUCUAAUGAUGACCGAUUCGAGCGUCAUAACUGCCAGCACGGGUGGCAGCACAUCCGGCCCACCCUCCUACACAUCGUUGCUGUAUCAACAACAGCAACAGCAGCAGCAACAACAUCAACAGACGCAAGCGCCAGCUCACAUGUACGCCUCGAUGCCCGUGCAGCAUAUGAUGUCCGUCGCCGACAUGUCGCUGCAGCAUCACCACCUGCAACAGCAACAACAACAGCAGCAGCACGCACAGCAUCAGCGGCGUGGCGGUAGCGUUGGCGGCGGCUUCGGUGGCAGCAACAGUAGCUUGAUUGGUGCCGGCAGCCUAAUAGGCGGCACUGGCGCUAUGAGCUCCAGCAUGUCGGGCAGCGUUGGUGCUGGCGGCGGCAUUAGCAGUGUAGGCGGCAGCGCCGCCGGCAAUGUUGGUGUUGCGGGUGGUGGCUCGGGUGCUGGCGGUGCUGACGCCUCGUCGCCUAUGGUUGGCGUUUGUGUUCAGCAGAGUCCUGUAGUUAUUCAUUAGUUAGUUCAUAAUACAUGCAUACACACAUCGGUAUAUAAAUAUGUAUAUGUAUGUGUGUAUGUAUGUAUGUACGUAGGCAUAUGUAUACGAGUAUAUGAAUACGAUAUGUUUGUAAUUAAUUUUAAAGAGCGUUAAACAAAGGCGAAAGAAAGCAGCACACGCACACACCCAAACACGUUUACACACACAUGGCAUUUACUUGGAAUUCAAAUGCGCACUGUGUCGCAGCUCGAUUUGUGCCAGACAAACAAACAGGAAAAAAAGCAACAGCAUUUGCUGCAUUCAAAUGGUGAAUUUCGCUUGAAGUUCUCAUGCGUUCCACAAAAGGGGGAAAUGAAGUCCGCAAAUUUGUAUUAGCUGUAACCAGAGCUUAUAUUUAUUUUUUCCGUUGCAUAGCGAAACAUAGGGCCCCAAGAGCUUUUUGGAUACUGCGGUAGGGCGUUGCAAAUCAUAUUGGUAGAAUUUACGUGUCUUGCAAAGAACUCACCACCGCUAAACUUCGAUACUAUAAACAUAUAUUUGUAGGUAUCGACUGCACGCAGCAGCUUUUGGAGCUUCGGUAUAUGCAUUGUGGAGUCACUUUCGCAAAACUUAUUACAACAUUUGGAUUUUACAUGCAAUGCUAAUCCAAGUUUACUUGGUUUGGCCUUCAGCCGUAGUGAAAAACGAGAUUGUGAGAGUAACUUCGGCUGCCACGUCACAUGGAGCUCAGCAGCAGAAUUCUAAAAUUCUGCACGCUCGUCCGCUGUUCACACGGGCAGGAAGCAACAUGAGCGAAGGCUGUGUUGAUUUUGUUCGCAUAUCACCAACACAAUCUCAGUCUUUUUCGUAAACAAACCGCUAUCAUGACCCUGGUUACGUCAGCCAAUCAACGGAUUCCUUCAAAAUCGCUGAGACCCGGUUAACGGUCUUAUCUUGGCCACACUUCUAAAAAUCUUUUCACAAUGAUAUUAACCGUUUUGCAGUGCAAAGCUCAAAGGCCUUUGGUGCAUUUCGUGGUGAGAUCGCAUGAAAUUCACACUUACUGCAUUAAGAAGAUGUGCUUUAAAGUCUGGUGAUAUUUUUAACUUGGUUCCCAUUAUCAUAAAUUGUAUGGAUGAUAGAUUUACAAGGGUUGCUCUUUAACUAUGUGGAAAAAAGAAAAUUAUGAGGGGAACUUUGGCUUCUACGUCACAUGGAACUCAGCAGCAGAAUUCUGCCCGCUCAUUUCACACGUAUUCACACACUCUUCCAAACAGUCGUUGUUCAGACGGCAACAAAGUGUCAUUGGUUGAAUUUUUCGCAUAUCACCAACACAAUCUCAGUUUUUUUUUUUUAACUCAUCCCCUGUUUCGUAAGCCUAUCACCUAAUUCUGUCAAAUUCACUCAGAGCCGAAUAACGGUAUGUUAAAGAGAAGACCUCUAAGAAUCUUUUCACCAUGCAUACAUAGAUUUCAGCCUGCUCUCUAUUUAACAAAAGUUUUGCAAUGACUCUACAAAUGGAUGGCAUGAGAAAAUAGUGUAUUUGGACUUCAUAUUCAUUUUCUGCGAUUAUUUUUCGCAGCAAAUGUUUAAUGAUUCAUAUGCUAAAUGCAUGUGUAUGUGUUACAUUGGAAAAUAUGCUGCAAUUCACAUGCAAUCCACAUAUGUUCCACAGAAUUUUACAUGUGUGCUUAUGUAGUUAACCUGGGAGGAGCAUUACAGAUAAACCCAUGAAUGAUAGGUAUUCAAUUCGCCUUGAGACAAAUCUAAAUUGGGGCCGUUUAUAAAAUAAAAAUAAAUAAUUGGCGCCUACACUUCUGCUAGAUAUUUGGCCGAGCUCCUCCUCCCAUUUGUGACGUGCGUCUGGUUGUUGUGGAGGGACCUACAGUUUUAAGCCGACUCCGAAAGGCAAAUGGGUUUUAUUAGAAGCUUUUUCAUGGCAGAAAUACACUCGGCAGCUUGCCAUUACCGGCCGAGGGGCGAUCACUAUUAGAAAAAACUUUUUCUAACAUUUGCUGUAUCAGCGUUUUGUAGCGUUGUUUAUGCUUAACCAAAAUAAUGCGGCGGCAACGUUGAGCGAUUGGAAAAUCCGCAUUAGGAAGUGAUAUUAGAUGCCGAACGAAGAAAUUGUCACUGUUGAAGAACUACUCGUAAAUGCUGAUGUUUGUUUGCUUUAGUUUGACGUAGUAUUGUCACCCUUUGCUAACUAUGCCACCUCAGCGUUAACGCUAGGCGACAAAAUACGCAAAGCUCGGAGCUCUAAGUAGUCGCUUAGACUUCUAUGGAAUGUCUUAGACUUCUAUGCUAGACGCAAGCCUAUGUGGCGCCCACUUAUGUUCCACAUAGUAUAAAGGACGGUUUUGUUUUGCAUAUCACCGAAGAGUGUCCGCCCAAAACUGGUGUUUUAUGUAACGUCGACUUACAAUCCACACCAAAUUAUAGAUUUCGCCUACGCAUAUGCAUUAAGUAUUCCCUCGAAGCGGAGCGCGCGCAUUAAUUAACUAAGGGCGCAGUAAGUCCGCAUUGACUUCCCUACAUAAACAUACACAUACAUACACUCAAAUACAUGAAUUCUUAGGUGCGAGUAUGUAAUUAUGGAUAUGUGCUAUCAACUGCCGGCAGCAAAAGUAAAACAAAAAAAGCAAAAAAAAAAAAAAACUAUAAAUAUUGUGAAACAGUUGAUUUUAA
This is a messenger RNA of Anastrepha ludens (Mexican fruit fly), 7206 nucleotides long. RefSeq names its product serine/threonine-protein kinase minibrain (gene mnb). Gene Ontology annotation, biological process: peptidyl-serine phosphorylation; positive regulation of DNA-templated transcription; peptidyl-threonine phosphorylation. The transcript is spliced from 9 exons. The record is from RefSeq and is a predicted model, not a curated record. Bases 1663 to 4557 code for a protein of 964 amino acids. Gene Ontology annotation, molecular function: protein serine/threonine/tyrosine kinase activity; ATP binding; transcription coactivator activity. Gene Ontology annotation, cellular component: nucleus. Lineage: Eukaryota; Metazoa; Arthropoda; Insecta; Diptera; Tephritidae.